Aspergillus nidulans FGSC A4 is the source of this 437-nucleotide messenger RNA. RefSeq lists its product as uncharacterized. Lineage: Eukaryota; Fungi; Ascomycota; Eurotiomycetes; Eurotiales; Aspergillaceae. The coding region runs from base 33 to 248 and encodes 71 amino acids. The record is from RefSeq and is a predicted model, not a curated record. The transcript has 4 exons.
CUAUAUCCAACUCGAACGUUCAGGCCACUACCAUGUCUUACCAACAACCUCCGUACGACCAGCAACAAUAUGGCUACCCUCCUCAGGGACCACCUAUGCAAUACCAACAACCUCCUCCACAAGUAAUCGUCCAAGAAGAAAAGAAAGAUAGAGGAUGUUUAGCUACUUGUCUGGCGACGAUAUUCUGCUGCUGGCUUUGCGGGGAGACGUGCGAAUGCUGCCUUGAUUGUCUAACUUGCUGCUGUUAGCUGUUCUCUGUCUAUUUGUAUCUUGUGCAUCUUCUGAAAUCGACGUUCUUGCGAUGUAUUGAUUACCUAUAUUCAUGUUUAGGACAACGUUGCUUGACAUUUACGUGAGAAAUCAGGAGCUUGAGCUCCUUCAUGAUGGAAAGCACUUGGACAAGACGGAAAUAUGAUUCACAAUGUUUUCAACUCGGA